Messenger RNA from Protopterus annectens (West African lungfish), 997 nucleotides. It is a transcript of the gene POLR1H, whose product is annotated as RNA polymerase I subunit H. The record is from RefSeq and is a predicted model, not a curated record. Bases 307 to 666 code for a protein of 119 amino acids. Gene Ontology annotation, molecular function: nucleic acid binding; DNA-directed RNA polymerase activity; zinc ion binding. Gene Ontology annotation, cellular component: RNA polymerase I complex. NCBI's taxonomy places the organism in Eukaryota, Metazoa, Chordata, Ceratodontiformes, Protopteridae. The transcript is spliced from 5 exons. Gene Ontology annotation, biological process: DNA-templated transcription; termination of RNA polymerase I transcription.
AACUUGGCUGUUUUUUUUUGUUUGUUUUACACUAAUGUGGAAAAUGUUCGCGUUUAUCGUUUCUGUUAAAGUAGUUGUAGUUUUGAGUAUGGGGUAAUCUAGGUGUGAUCUGAUGUUUUGUGCAUUUAUGUCGGUAUUUUGUUAACUUUAACUAUGUUUUUUAAUGAGUAAUUUAAAAACUGACAGGUUUAGAGGGUACUGACAACGUGCUCACGAGUGUGAGUAAACACUUGUAUACAAACUGUAUCAGAUACAUAUCUUUCUCAUACCCUUUACCUCCGAACCAUUUGGGUAGUAUUGCCAAAAAUGGCUAAGGAACGUUCCUUUUUCCAGUCUGAAACUGAUUUCUGUCCAGAGUGUGGCACCAUUUUGCCACUGCCAGGCCUGAAGGACACCGUUGUGUGUAGGCGCUGUAACUUUAGUAUUGAUGUGCAUGAGUUUGAAGGAAGACCUAUCUUUUCCGCGGUUAUUUUUAACAAACCAGGUACUUUCUCUGUGCAAGAAGAAGAGGGUGAGCUAAAGGGGCCUGUGAUUGAUAGGAAGUGUAGUCGUUGUGGUCAUGAGGGUAUGGUUUAUCACACCCGCCAGAUGAGGUCAGCUGAUGAAGGGCAGACUGUUUUCUACACGUGCACAAACUGCAGGUACCAGGAGAAGGAAGACUCAUGAUCUUGGCUCACAGGGUUUCACAUGGAGCAGUAUUCAGGUCUACCAGCAACUGAAAGACGUCCCCCUUAAGCGAAGGAUGUCAGCAUAAUUUGAAACAAACCAAGAUGCAGCUCAUUUUCUGAUCUGAACUGUUAAAUUUGUAGUCCUCCUGUAUCAGAAGGAUGAGACGAGCCUUGAGCAGCAUAUAAAAAAAAAAAAACUUUGGGCAGUGUUACUCGUUUUUUUGUAACUAGAAUUACGUGAUUAUUAUUGAUAUGGAAAAAAAAUGCUUUCCUGUCUUUUUUUUAUUUGCAUUAGUUUGAAAAUCACAGACAUAGCUAGCAUUGAGCAA